This is a messenger RNA of Oncorhynchus kisutch (coho salmon), 7437 nucleotides long. Its product is annotated as gamma-aminobutyric acid type B receptor subunit 1-like. NCBI's taxonomy places the organism in Eukaryota, Metazoa, Chordata, Actinopteri, Salmoniformes, Salmonidae. The coding region runs from base 965 to 3955 and encodes 996 amino acids. Gene Ontology annotation, cellular component: membrane; G protein-coupled receptor heterodimeric complex. Gene Ontology annotation, molecular function: G protein-coupled GABA receptor activity. The record is from RefSeq and is a predicted model, not a curated record. The transcript has 24 exons. Gene Ontology annotation, biological process: gamma-aminobutyric acid signaling pathway; G protein-coupled receptor signaling pathway.
GACAAGAGGGACGAGAAGGGAAGGAGAGAGCAAGGAAGUGCACAGUGCAACGUCGCUCAUGUGUGUGUGUGUGUGUGUGUGUGCGCGUCCCUGUGUGUAGGCUGUCGCGCGUUUCCCGAGUCAACAUUUUACACUGGGCAGAAAUACAGCGAGUUGUUGUAAUUCGGAUCACAGCAUAGACGUAUUGCAGUCUUGGUUUUAGGGUUUGGGGAACAUUUGUUUGCACGAAACACACUUUUGCACAGACUGUUGUCUACAUUCGCUGUUUAUUUUCUCCCUACGAGUCGUAUUCGAUGGAAACAAAGCAAUUGAACGAGCAUCUAUUUGUGAGUAUGAUUCCUAUAGCGAACUAUAGGCUACAGUAAUCUUACCCGAGCUUGGUAAUGAUUGUAUGUUUGCGUUUUAUUUACUUUCAUGGACUGGUGGUCCAUUUUUGCAUUCGAAUCGACGUGUUGUCAAUGAUUUAAAACCAAGCAAUAUGGACUUUAUGGCACAACUGUAGGAUAUUUAAUAAACAUUCGGCUAUCUACAGCUUUGAUUUAUUUAAAGGGAUAUUUGAUAAAGCCUAGUUGAUUAGGCGACAUGUGUCUUUUUAAUUCAUUUUAUAGACAAUUAUAGGCUAAACACAGCAUUUGACAGCAACGCCAUUUACAGUUUGUAUUUUAGCAAUAGCCUCUCAGUAGCCUGCUCGUUUAGAUUAGGGCAGAUUUCAUAUUUAAGGUAACGUGUAUCGGUUGUGGUGGCCGCUCGCUAGCGCGUGCAUACUCAUCCUUACCUCAUUGAUCCUCACGCACGCAAACACACACUUUCAAACAAGCAACCACACACUUUCACCUGCAAAAAAAAGAAAGAAGCGUCAGCACGCAGGCUGGAUAUCAAUCAACCAAUCAAACCUCUUUUUGAGAUCAUCAUCCUCGCCGUCUGUCAUCCAGAGCCAGCAGCUGAAGAGUGCAGCGGUGGAGGGAUGGCCCUGUCAUUACUUAGUUUAAUUGUCUUGGUGUUCCCCUUCCUCACGGCGGCCAAACACAAUACAACUGCGGGAGGCUGUGCUAUAAUCCGUCCUCCCAGAGAUGGAGGGAUAAGGUACAGAGGACUGACCCAAGAGCAGAUCCGCAGUGUGCAUGUGCUACCUCUGGACUAUGAGAUUGAGUACAUCUGCAGAGGGAACAGAGUGAUCAUAGGUCCCAAUGUUAGGAAGUGUCUACCCAACGGUACCUGGACUGACCUCACCCAGCGCAGCAAAUGUUUACUACAGUGCCCGCGGGUGUGGACGUCUCUGGAGAACGGGCGCGUAUCCCAGUGGCCCCUGGGGCCCCCAGUGGAGGGGAUGGUACUGCAGUACAGCUGUCUGCCAGGAUUCAUCCUGGUCGGCAGGAACUCAACACACUGCAACAAGCUGGGCAAGUGGGACUCUCCCAAACCCGUAUGCCACUAUGACAGACAUUACACAGGCAAGAAGAAGCUCUACAUCGGUGCCCUCUUCCCGAUGAGCGGAGGCUGGCCCGGGGGCCAAGCAUGCCUCCCUUCCGCUCAGAUGGCCCUCGACUUGGUGAACAAGAGAACGGAUAUACUGCCGGAGUACGAACUUGAACUGAUCCACUACGAUAGCAUGUGUGAUCCAGGUGAAGCCACCAAGCUCCUGUAUGACCUGCUGUACACUGAACCCAUCAAGAUGGUCCUGAUGCCCGGCUGCAGCUCUGUGUCCACUUUGGUGGCCGAGGCCGCUCGCAUGUGGAACCUUAUAGUGUUAUCCUACGGCUCCAGUUCUCCAGCUCUCUCCAACCGGCAGCGCUUCCCCACGUUCUUCCGUACCCACCCGUCUGCCACCCUCCACAACCCCACCAGGGUUCAGCUCUUUCAGAAGUGGAAAUGGACGAAGAUCGCCACCAUCCAGCAGACUACGGAAGUUUUCACCUCGACGCUGGAUGAUCUCGAGGCGAGGACCAAGGAGGCUGGGAUAGAGAUCAGUGUUCGCCAAAGCUUCCUCACCGACCCCGCCCCAGCUGUCAAGAACCUCAAGCGGCAAGAUGCCAGAAUCAUCGUGGGGCUCUUCUACGAGACAGAAGCCAGAAAAGUUUUCUGCGAGGUGUACAAGGAGAAGCUCUAUGGGAAGAAAUAUGUCUGGUUCCUGAUUGGUUGGUACGCAGACAACUGGUUCAAGAUCAAAGACCCAUCAAUCAACUGCACCGUGGAGCAGAUGACAGAGGCGGUGGAGGGCCACGUUACCACGGAGAUCGUCAUGCUCAACCCCGAGACCGUCCGAGGGGCCUCCAAUCUGACGUCUCAGGAGUUUCUGAACCAGCUGAUGUCUAAGUUGGGGGGUAAGAACCCAGAGGAGACAGGGGGGUUCCAGGAGGCCCCUCUGGCCUACGAUGCAGUGUGGGCCCUGGCUCUGGCCCUCAACAAGACCGUGGGGCCCCUGAAGGCCAAGGGCCGCAGGCUAGAAGACUUCAACUACAACAACCGAGAUAUCACCGCCGAGAUCUACCGUGCUCUCAACACCAGCUCAUUCGAAGGAGUGUCGGGCCAUGUUGUGUUUGAUGCCCAGGGUUCUAGAAUGGCCUGGACUCUUAUUGAGCAGCUGCAAGGAGGCAGCUAUAAGAAGAUUGGAUACUUCGACAGUACCAAAGGCAAUCUAUCCUGGUAUGGAAAUGACAGGUGGAUAGGUCCAGGCCCCCCAGCAGAUCAGACGGUGGUUAUCGAGGAGUUUAGGUUCCUCUCUCAGAAGCUCUUUGUCUCUGUGUCUGUGUUUGCUGGACUGGGGAUUCUACUGGGAAUAGUGUGUCUCACAUUCAACAUCUACAACAGCAAUGUCAGGUACAUCCAGAACUCCCAGCCCUACCUGAACAACAUGACGGCAGUGGGGUGUAUGAUGGCUCUGGCUGCUGUCUUCCCUCUGGGCCUCGACGGACACCACGUACACAGGAAGCAGUUCCCCGUGGUCUGCCAGUUCCGUCUGUGGCUGCUUGGCCUGGGCUUCAGCCUGGCGUACGGUUCUAUGUUCACGAAGAUCUGGUGGGUCCACACCGUCUUCACCAAGAAGGACGACAAGAAGGAGAAGAGGAAGCACCUGGAGCCGUGGAAACUCUACGCCACCGUGGGGGUGCUGCUGGUCAUCGACGUCCUGUCACUCAUGAUCUGGCAAAUAGUGGAUCCUCUACACAUAACUGUGGAGAAGUUUGUGAGAGAAGCCCCUAAAGGAGACCUGGAUGUUCUGAUCCAACCUCUGCUGGAACACUGCAGCUCAGACAAGAUGAAUACUUGGCUUGGGGUGGUGUAUGGUUAUAAAGGCUUGCUGCUGCUCCUUGGGAUUUUUCUGGCUUAUGAGACCAAGUCUAUAUCAACAGAGAAGAUCAACGACCACCGUGCUGUGGGCAUGGCCAUCUACAACGUCUCAGUGUUGUGUAUGAUCACGGCUCCUGUCACCAUGAUCUUGUCCUCGCAGCAGGACGCCUCGUUUGCCUUCGCCUCCCUGGCCAUCGUCUUCUCCGUCUACAUCACCCUGGUGGUGCUCUUUGUCCCCAAGAUGCGUCGUCUGAUCACCCGAGGGGAGUGGCAGUCAGACACCCAGGAGACCGUGAAGACACAGGGCUCAUCCACCAACAACAACGAUGAGGAGAAGUCCAGACAGCUGGAGAGAGAGAAUAAGGAACUUCAGAAGAUCAUUCAGGAGAAAGAAGAGAGGGUGUCAGAGCUGCGAAACCAGCUGGUGGAGCGACAAGCCCUCCGCUCCCGAAGACGACCCUCCACAGUCAACCAGAACCACACGCCCCUUCUCCCUGUCCCCUCGAAUGACCCCAAAUCCCUCAUUCCCCCACCGGGGUACCCCAACCCCACCUCAGACAACCACUCCCUCCCUCCAUCAUUCUCCAACUCCUCCAACCUCUAUCAGCCCGAUGGGAAGAUCAGUAGAAACAACUGCCACACCAGCCGGUUACAGCUCCUCUACAAGUGAUCUAUAGCAGGAGAGGAAGAGUGUUUGAAAGGGGUAGACGUUAGUGAAUGAAGAAUGAAUGGAAGGCCAAGUAAUCGGGUGAAGGGGUAAGAGACGGGGUAGAGACGGGGUAGAGACGGGGUAGAGGAAGGAAGAGAGGCAGUAACUAGGUGAGGUAGUGAUCAGAGGGUUAGUGAUAGGUACGGUAGUGAUCAGAGGGUUAGUGAUGGGUGAGGUAGUGAUCAGAGGGUUAGUGAUAGGUAAGGUAGUGAUCAGAGGGUUAGUGAUAGGUACGGUAGUAAUCAGAGGGUUAGUGAUCAGAGGGUUAGUGAUAGGUACGGUAGUGAUCAGAGGGUUAGUGAUAGGUAAGGUAGUCAUCAGAGGGUUAGUGAUAGGUAAGGUAGUGAUCAGAGGGUUAGUGAUAGGUACGGUAGUGAUCAUAGGGUGAGUGAUAGGUAAGGUAGUGAUCAGAGGGUUAGUGAUAGGUAAGGUAGUCAUCAGAGGGUUAGUGAUAGGUAAGGUAGUGAUCAGAGGGUUAGUGAUAGGUACGGUAGUGAUCAGAGGGUGAGUGAUAGGUAAGGUAGUGAUCAGAGGGUUAGUGAUAGGUAAGGUAGUGAUCAGAGGGUUAGUGAUAGGCAGGGUAGUGAUCAGAGGGUUAGUGAUAGGUAAGGUAGUGAUCAGAGGGUUAGUGAUAGGUAGAGGGGGCAACAGGAGUCAAACGGUGAUCCAGUUUAUUGAAUGAGAAAGAUCAGAGAGGCUGUACCUGAAGACAACUUAAAGAGAGGGGGAUAGCUUCUGAAGAGACCAAUUGAAAUUGAGCUUUCUCUCUCUCUCUCUCUCUCUCUCUCUCUCUCUCUCUCUCUCUCUCUCUCUCUCUCUCUCUCUCUCUCUCUCUCUCUCUCUUCUCUCUCUCUCCCUCUCUCCUCUUCUCUCUCUCCUCUCUCUCUCUUUCUCUUCUCUCUCUCUCUCGCUCUCUCGCUCUCUCUGGCUCUCUCACUCUAUCACUCUCUCUCGCUCUCUCACUCUCUCCGUCCUUCUGUCUCUCCCUCCCCCUGGUGUCCAAUAAAUGCAAUCAUUCCAUAUUUAUUUGUUGAGAAAUAAGAACAACACGGUCUAUCAUUUCCAAUAAAGUAAACAGUUCUGUGUCUUCUAAACCUUAGAGCAUGAUGCAUAAAUCAGCCACAAGGGGAUUUGGUGUGUAUAUAUUUAAGGUGUCUAGAGAGGAAUAGAAGAGAGGUGCAAAUGUUAUGGGCGGCAGGGUAGCCUAUUGGUUAGAGCGUUGGACUAGUAAAUGGAAGGUUGCAAGUUCAAAUCCCCGAGCUGAAAAGGUAAAAAUCUGUCGUUCUGCCCCUGAACUGGCAGUUAACCCACUGUUCCUAGGCCGUCAUUGAAAAUAAGAAUUUGUUCUUAACUGACUUGCCUGGUUAAAUAAAGUAUUUAUUUUCAAAAAAUGUAUUAUGAACCACUAAUAUGUGUAUACUGCAGCAGCACCUCGUACAUUACAGGAGAAUCUGUAAGAUGUGAUUGUACAGAGACAUCAAGACUGACCUGUUUGUCUUUGUCAAAAACAUUUACCAGAUCUGCUGUCUAUACAACUUCAACGUAAAUCUCCAAUCUAUUUUUCCAUCCCAUGCUAAAUGUAUACUUAUUCUAUUCUAUUCUAUUUCUCUUUUCAAGACACUGCUUUGGAGUUGGAAUGUAAUUCCAGCUGCAAAAUGAUCUGUUUGUGGGCUGCAGGCUUUUCGUCCUUCACUAGAAAGUGUUUAAAUUGUCCUGAUUGCAGCUAAUGAAGCGUUGCCUGACUGGGUAAUUCAUAAAGCUGAGCCUGAGCAACACUGAAAACAGUUUGUUGUAAUAUUCGACCACAGCUGUUGUCGGAAGAGAUUUCACAGAUGAUGAGACAGACAGAGGUGUCCAAAACGACAAGCCAGAUAGGAAUGUAAACUGGAGAAAACAGGUUUUAACUGGAAAAGUCCCAGGUUUCCAGCAAUCCUAGUUGGAAAAUUCCCAGGUUUCCAGCAAUCCUGGUUGGAAAAUUCCCGGAAUCAGGAAGGAAUAAACUGGAUAUUUAGAAUCCUACAACUGGAAUUUCUGGAAAACCUGGGAAUUUGGGGAAAAUUACCAUUGUUUUGCAACCCUAUAACAGGCCAAACAUAAUAUGAUUAAUGUGUUAUAUAAUAAUAAUAAUCAAAUACAAUUGAUUCUAUUUCUCUCCCUCCUGAACAUUUGGCAUGAGUUGUGCUCCAAUGGUUAGAGCUUGGAGGAGGUACUACUUUAAGAUUGUGGUAAAAAAAAAAAAUCAUUUAUAUGUUGUUUUACCUUUUAGUUAACUAAGGGAAGUCAGAACAAAUUCUUAUUUACAAUGACGACCUACACCGGCCAAACCCGGACGACGCUGGGACAAUUGUGCGUCACUCUAUGGGACUCCCAAUCACAGCCGGUUGUGAUUACAGCCUGGAUUCGAACCAGGGUGUCUGUAGUGGCCUUAGACCACUGCAUCAUAUGUUAUGCUGGACAAGCCGUGCGCGUGUAUACAUACAUUUAUCCAACUUCUUUUCAUUUUCUUCCCCCAGCUCCGGCUAUAAGCUUUAAGUGUGUCCCAAGUGGCUCCCUAUUCCCUAGUUAGUGCACUAGGGCCCAUUGGGUUCAGGUCAAAAGUAGUGUACUAUGUAGGGAAUAGGGUGCCAUUUGGGAUACUGUUUCAAUUGAAUCACUGAUGAUCCAGUUACUUCCUCAAUGACCCCUGCUAUGACCCCUGCUCAAUGACCCCUGCUAUGACCCCUGCUCAAUGACCCCUGCUAUGACCCCUGCUCAAUGACCCCUGCUAUGACCCCUGCUCAAUGACCCCUGCUAUGACCCCUGCUCAAUGACCCCUGCUAUGACCCCUGCUCAAUGACCCCUGCUAUGACCCCUGCUCAAUGACCCCUGCUCAAUGACUCCUGCUCAAUGACCCCUGCUCAAUGACCCCUGCUAUGACCCCUGCUCAAUGACCCCUGCUAUGACCCCUGCUCAAUGACCCCUGCUUCCUCAAUGACCCCUGCUUCCUCAAUGACCCCUACACUUGCUAUGUCUGAACUGUCACUUUAACUGUGCUUUAGCAAAUUGCUAACCGCAUUGACAACACUUAGGAUAUUCUUCCUAGCUAUUAAUUUUUGUUCACCAUAAACCCGGUAUUAGGUAAAACGUAGCUCCUGGCAUGUACUAAACUCCUCAAACAAUAUCAACGGUCAAAUCUCCAAACCCUGUCAUCAGCAGUUCUCUGUUUUGUUUUCUUGUUUUUUGGCUGGUUCUGCUAUAUGGUUUCAUCUUUUUUCUUGUAAAACAAUGUCAAAGAGGAAGGAAUAUUUAGCGCUGUAGUUUUUAGAGACAGACAGAAAGUAACACUUCCCCUAAAUAUUUUUGUCCAACGUGAUGCCACUAGCACGUGACUGGGUGGGUGACUGGGUGGGUGACUGGGUGGGUGACUGGGUGGGUGACUGGGUGGGUGACUGGGUGACUGGGUG